Messenger RNA from Dreissena polymorpha, 3570 nucleotides. Its product is annotated as serine/threonine-protein kinase Pink1, mitochondrial-like. Lineage: Eukaryota; Metazoa; Mollusca; Bivalvia; Myida; Dreissenidae. Gene Ontology annotation, cellular component: mitochondrion. The record is from RefSeq and is a predicted model, not a curated record. Bases 147 to 2150 code for a protein of 667 amino acids. Gene Ontology annotation, biological process: positive regulation of mitochondrial fission; protein phosphorylation; regulation of apoptotic process. Gene Ontology annotation, molecular function: ATP binding; protein serine/threonine kinase activity. The transcript is spliced from 10 exons.
UGACAAAGAACUAUAAUAGCUGAGCUUAAGUACGCAAUAUCUGUUUCUACUUUUCGAGGUGAAAGAAAACCGACAAAUUGUUGCCGUUCACACGUUUAGCGGCAAAGAAGUCCUACUGGACUCAGGCCGCGGGACCCUCAGCAGAUAUGUAUUCGAAGAAUCUUCUUAAAAAUCUCUGGCGAAGGGGCAGAAAUGUAUGGGAAAAAAUUAUCAAAACUGAGACGCAAAAAGCUGUCGAAUGUCAAACGGUCGUCAAACCGAAAGUAGCGCUAACAAAUCGCCAGACCGGUUGGAAAAGUGAGACGUACCAGACAGUCUUAAGGAGCUUUUUAUCCCAAAAGUUCAUCGACAGUCCAGCCAGGCGGGCCAGCAAACAGGCGUUCUGGCGGGGGAGAAAUGACAAGAAUAUUCUUCUCUUUGCGUUUGCUGGCAUUGUCAUGGCCACACAAUCUGAGGAAGAUGAGCUUAUGUGUGAAGUACAGGACUUUAUCCAUGUGAAGAACCAGUCAGAUGGCCUGGAUCCGCCAUCAUUCAGUCUCCUGGUGCAAGAACUGUCCCUGGAACGCUUCGAGAUUGGCCGCCACAUCGGACAGGGAUGCAACGCUGCAGUGUAUGAGGCAAGGUGGAAAUCUUCAGUGGACAUUUUCACAGAAACAGAAGAAACCGAUUCAGAAGAAGCGGAAAUCGACAACGAAGUUUCAGAUGCAGAAAGCGACAUUACAGUGCUGUCCUCGACAAGCGAAGAUGCCAGCGCCCCCGCCGUAUUCAACGUUCAUGAGUAUGAUGAUGAUUGGCACACCAUCGGUGACAGCGAUGUAGAGAGUGAUGUAUCGGUACUGGACUGGACAGAGGAUGAUGUGGAGCCUUGGUCUGACACGGGCAUUGAUCACCUGGAAGAGAGCCUAGCAAGUAAGACCCUUCCCCUCCCAGUUGCAUAUAUCAUAGAAGGAAUGGAAUCAUUGGAAAAUACACAGAUGUUGCCUGGAGGGGACAAUGAGAGUGAAACCAUAAUGUAUGAGUCGUUGGAUUCAGAUGGACCGACUGACACUGGACAGAAGUUCGAUCUGGCCAUCAAGAUGAUGUUUAACUAUCACGUGAACUCCAAUGCUGAUGCGAUACUUCGGGAGAUGGAAAGAGAAACUGUGCCAGCACUUCUCAGCUCUCCUGGUGAACAAGUUAUUUGGGAUACUGGCCACAAAGUGCGGAAGAAAAAGUUACCACCACAUCCGAACAUCGUGACAAUGUGGGGAUUGUUUGUGGAUCAGGUUCCAAACCUUCCUGAUAAUGUGUUGAACUACCCUGCCGCCUUACCGCAGAGAAUCCACGCUGAGGGAAUAGGCAAAAACAUGACUCUGUUUCUCGUUAUGAAAAAGUACCCAACGACCUUGAAGGACUAUCUCUCUGUGGUGAACCUCACUUUGAGAGAGAGGCUUGUUCUGUUGACCCAGCUACUGGAGGGGGUGGCACACAUGGGUGCUCACGGGAUCGCCCACAGGGAUAUGAAAUGUGACAACAUCCUACUGGACAUUGACACAGAUGGUACCCCUAACCUGGUGAUAAGUGAUUUUGGUUGCUGUCUGGCAGACAACACGUAUGGCCUUGUGCUGCCUUACACCACUGAUCUUAUAGACAGGGGAGGCAACACUGCUCUCAUGGCACCAGAGAUAGCAUCAGCUGAACCUGGCAGAUUCGCCCAGUUGGAUUACCGGAAGGCGGACGCAUGGAGUGCAGGUGCCCUGGCAUAUGAGAUCUUUGGGGCAGACAACCCUUUCUACAACACUGGCCAAGGGAGGCUAGACAGUCGCAAUUAUAGGCUGGAUGAGUUACCCCAUAUGCCUGAUGAUGUGCCUGCUGUGGUGCAGAGAGUUGUGGCCGCACUGCUCGAAAGAGAACCAAAAAAGAGAACCACUGCACGGAAGGCAGCAGACAUUCUUCACCUUUUGCUCUGGGCGCCUUCCGAUUGGCUGUUGCCAUGCAGCGAGGUUCCAAGGUCAAACAUCAGGUGGUGGAUGGUCACCAUGGCAACAGAGGUUCACCUGGGGAAGAAGUCAACGCUGCGAGAGAUGAAAAGAUGUUUCCUGGACCACUUGAACAUCAACAGCCUUUUGAAUGCUUUCAGUUACUGUGGAGUGAACAUUACCAGUAAAUAAAGUUUAAUGACAGUAAGGAGUUACAUUUUUAGUUAGCUUUCAUGUUUUUUUUGUUCUGUCUUUUAAGUGAGUAGUGGCAUUUUCAUUGAAGUCUUGCUCUGUGAAAACAUGUCUCAAUGUAUGUGCUUAAAGUUUCUUCCCAGAUUAUCCUGUCCAGUCCGCAUAGGCUUAAAAGAGACACACUUUCUGUUUGACUUGAUUUUUUGUUAAAGAAAGAAUUUCUUAACGAAAAAUUCCAUUAAAGCAGGAAGUUUCAUGCCUGAUUAUCCUGCACCAUACUUUGCACACGUGCAUUUAGCCCCAUUUCUCAGAGUAUAAUUCAUUAAGAUGGCAGCCAUCCAGAAAAAGAAAGCCAAAGAGACCUAAUAAGACAAAAGAAUAUCGUUACUGGACAAACAUUACAAAAACCAGUGCACACCACGUUGACAUAUUAAAACCAAGUUUCGUUGUUAGGGUUGCUUUGUUUGUAAGAACAAACUUCUUGUAAGAAGUGCUUUAUCAAGACAACGAAAUUGCUAAAUACUUUUAUUACAAAAAAUUCUAAAUUAUUUUUUACUGUGCUGCAGUUUGGAUAUGAAGUUACUAAUUUUUAAAUGAAUAAUAGGUCUAUAGUAGUGGAAUAUUACAUAACUGAAAAAUGAUAUUAGUAAAAUAUGAAGAUAUGAUCUUUAUAGUUGUAUUGAAGAAGAUAGUUCUCUGUGAUUUUAAAAAAAUCUCUUUGUUAUUUGUAUGGAAACACAAUUUUUGUUUUUCGUUUUUUAUUAAAUUGUGUUUUAAAAAUACAAAAAAGUGUAGUUAAAUUGUAUUUUUCUUUUAAAUGUUUUAUGUUUCCUAAGUGUUGAUAAUAUUUUGCUUGAACAAAAGCUUUAUUUCAGUACUUCAGAAUCACUUAAGAUAACGUUUGUUGUUAUAAUUUUGUAUUUGUUGACAACAGGUUAUGCUAUGCAUUCUUGUUUAUCUUGUCAUUGAUUACGAGGUACCAUGCCCCAAUUAAAUGUUAUUAUUUGUAGAUGGAAAACAUGUUGAUACUUUUUGAUGAGUUGUUUUCAAUAGACAUGAGUCUCGCUCGGGGAAGGCAGGGUAUCAUACAUGUUAAGUGUCAUCCCAGAUUAACCUGUGCGGAUCUUCAUUUAGAAAAGACUUCCUUUAAACGUAAAGCUCCAUAAAAGCAUGAAGUGUUGUUUCUGAUGAGCCUGUGUGAACUGCACAAGGUAAUAUAGGGUGACACCAACGUAGAGUAAUUACGGUUAUUCACGACAGCACUUUCCACGUAGACAGGAUUUUUUGUUUACAACAUACUUCCUUUAAACGAGACAUUGUGUAAAGGCGGCAAGUGCCGUCCCUGAUUAGUCUGUGCGGACUGCAGAGUUCAAUCUGGGAUGGUACUUUAUGCACAUUCAAAUAAAGUCACCAUUGUGUU